Molecule: messenger RNA, 4905 nt
Organism: Arctia plantaginis
Lineage: Eukaryota; Metazoa; Arthropoda; Insecta; Lepidoptera; Erebidae
Source: the annotation of a GenBank genome assembly
AUGUUCAAUGACGAAGACGUUAAAAAACUAAGUGUAUCUAAAAUCACCAAUGUACAAUGCUUUGAUGCUAUAGGAAAUCCUACGAAGGGUGGUCUGUAUGACUCCGCUCUUGGACCACUUCGGGAUAGAAGUGAAACCUGUGGCACUUGUAACAAUGUAUUGUUACACUGUCCGGGACAUUUUGGACAUAUAGAAUUACCUCUCGUCGUAGUCAACCCACUAUUUAUCAAGAAUAUCUAUACACUCUUCCGUGUGAGCUGUUUAAAAUGUUACAAAAUCCAAAUGAAUGAUCAAAUGAAGUUUAUAUUAAAACUACAGUUGGACUUAGUUGAUGCUGGCCACAUAACAGCAGCAUUAGACUUGGAUAACUUUGUAGGAGAUAUAACUAGUAAAAGCGAGAGUUCCCCUGAGAAGCCAAGUAAAGUGAUAAGAAAGUACCAAAAACUCUUGAAAAAGAGAGAUGCUGUCACAGAAACUUUUCAAAGUAAGAAUAUAGAUAAAUUAAGAGCAAAGUUUAUAAAUACUUAUUUCCGAGUUAUAAAUGUUGCCAAGAAGUGUGCCUUCUGUUCCAGUAAACUCAUAAAAGUAACUACAUCUGAAAAUAAAAUAAUGUACAAUUUGAGUGCGGAAACUGGUGAGAAAGGGAUGAAAGGCAUCAAAAUAUUAAUGCCAGAUGAAAUCAAACGAUAUUGUUCAGCUAUUGCUGAAAAUGAUGAAGAUAUCUUGAAACAUUGUUUUCCUGUUCUGAGAUUUUCUAAUAUUCAUCCUAUUACUAACAUAUUUUUUAUGGAAGCCAUUCCAGUCUUACCGCCUUGUGUACGACCAUGUAAUAUACUACAUGGAGAACUCAUUGAACAUCCUCAAACUAAUGUAUAUAAAAGUAUCUUGCAGAAUGCAUUCGCUGCCAGAGUUGUGCUACAUGUGUUGUCAUCAUCAGAGCAACAAAAAACUGUGGAUUGUUUGGAUCAACUUCCCAGGCAAGCUUAUGAAGGUGUACAAGGCAAAUCACCACCAGAAAAAUUGCAUGCAUGUUGGCAGGAACUUCAAAAAAGUGUCAACAAUCUUCUAAAUUGUGAAGGGCAGGGAGCGGGUAGUCAAGGCUUGAAACAAAUCUUGGAAAAGAAAACUGGUUUAAUCCGAAUGCACAUGAUGGGAAAACGUGUAAAUUUUGCUGCUCGGUCUGUCAUCACACCUGAUCCUAAUGUGGAUAUUGAUGAAAUUGGUAUUCCAGAUGCCUUUGCUAUGAAGCUUACUUAUCCUGUUCCAGUGACUGAAUGGAAUGUUGAUGAACUUAGAAAGAUGGUAAUUAACGGACCUAACAAACAUCCUGGUGCCGAAAAAAUAGAAAUAAAGAAUGGAAGGACAAUAAGAAUACCAACUGAAUCAAUUCAGAAGCGAAAGAGCCUUGCUAAGAGAUUGCUCACUCCUGAAGACUUUGAAAAAACUGGAUUGAAAAUUGUUCAUAGGCACUUAUUAAAUGGUGAUGUUUUGAUUUUAAAUCGUCAACCAUCUCUUCAUAAACCUAGUAUGAUGGCUCAUAGAGCCAGAAUAUUAAAAGGAGAAAAAACUCUGAGAUUACAUUAUGCUAACUGUAAAUCAUACAAUGCUGACUUUGAUGGUGAUGAAAUGAAUGCCCAUUUUCCACAAAAUGAAAUUGCAAGAAGUGAAGCUUAUAAUAUAAUGUCUGUUCGCAAGCAAUAUUUAGUUCCAAAAGAUGGUACACCAUUGAGUGGUUUGAUCCAAGAUCAUGUAAUCUCUGGUGUAAAAAUGUCCCUAAGAGGUACAUUUUUCACUAAAUCAGAUUAUCAACAACUUGUGUUUCAAGCUUUACCUUAUCAAAAAGGUCCUAUCAAACUUCUGCCACCAACAAUUCUAAAACCAAUGGUUCUUUGGUCUGGAAAACAAGUUCUAUCAACAAUCAUCAUCAACACUAUUCCUAAAGAUAAACCAUGUCUGACGCUAAUAGGCAAAGCGAAGAUUAGUUCGAAAGCUUGGCAAAAAUUCGAACCAAGGCCUUGGAAAGCGGGUGGUACACCUUUUCUUAAUGGAAACACAAUGACAGAGGCUGAAGUUAUUAUUAGAAAUGGGGAACUUUUAUCAGGAGUAUUAGACAAAACCCACUACGGAGCUACACCUUAUGGUUUAGUCCAUUGCAUGUAUGAAUUGUAUGGAGGUGACAGCUCAAGUUCUUUACUCAGUUCAUUUUCAAAAGUAUUUACAUUUUACUUGCAAUGGAUUGGAUUUACACUUGGUGUCAAGGAUAUACUAGUACUCCAAGAAUCAAAUAAAAAGAGAGAUGAUUUCAUUUGCUUAGUACGUAACGCUGGAAAAGUCGCAGCUGUAAAAGCAACGGAUCUAGCUGCGGAUAUUGAGGAUGAAAAAUUAAAAGAAACUAUUGAAAUUAUGUAUACGAAGGACCCGAAAUUCCGAACAAAUUUGGAUAGACAGUACAAGAAUAUGCUUGAUUCCUAUACAAAUAACAUUAAUACAGUCUGCUUAAAUGAAGGGUUACUUGAAAAAUUCCCUUACAACAAUUUACAAUUGAUGGUACAAUCUGGUGCUAAGGGAUCAACUGUAAAUACUAUGCAGAUUUCAUGUUUACUUGGCCAAAUUGAGUUGGAAGGUAAAAGACCCCCUUUGAUGAUAUCUGGUCGGUCUCUGCCUAGUUUUCCACCAUAUGACGUGUCACCCAGAGCUGGCGGCUUUAUUGAUGGUCGAUUUAUGACGGGAAUACAGCCCCAAGAGUUUUUCUUUCAUUGCAUGGCUGGUCGUGAAGGUCUUAUUGAUACUGCUGUCAAAACCAGUCGAUCAGGUUACUUACAAAGAUGUCUUAUUAAACACCUUGAGAGUCUCGCUAUAGCUUACGAUCACACAGUUAGAGAUUCCGAUCAUAGUGUUAUCCAAUUCGCUUAUGGAGAAGAUGGCUUGGAUGUUCUAAAAUGUCAGUUCCUACGAAAAGAACAAUUUCCAUUCCUUGAUACUAAUUCCGAUGCAGUUGUCAGUAAAUCUGUCCUUAAAAGACUCAAAGAAGAUACUGAUACGAAAGUUGUAACGAAAGCACUGAAAUCCUUAAAGAAGUGGAAGAAAAAGUGUGGAAGUCCUUUUGAAAAAGUUAGAACAAGUGGUUUUACUCAAUUUUCUUACCUCACUAAAAAAGAAAUCACCUUGGAUGAGUUACCAACAGAUAGAACUAGAGAUCCAUUUUAUUGGGAGUUACAGGAAAGAUGGCGUGCAUUAAAUGAAGAUGAAAAACAGCAGUAUGUUAGAAAGAAGUGUCCGGAUCCUAUUGCUAGCAAAACGUCGCCAGAGUUCAAAUUUGGUGUCAUUAAUGAGCAGUUGGAUGACUUAGUACAGAGUUAUUUAAAAAACCGCCGUGAGCAUGUAUAUAGCGAAUAUACUGAGAAGGAUAAAUUUGUAGAGGUCAUGAGCGCAAAAUAUCUUGAAUCGAUGGCAGCUCCUGGUGAACCUGUAGGGUUACUAGCAGCUCAGUCUAUUGGAGAACCUUCAACUCAAAUGACACUGAACACCUUCCACUUUGCUGGACGUGGAGAUAUGAACGUUACUCUGGGUAUUCCUCGUCUUAGAGAAAUUCUUAUGACAGCUUCAGCCAAACUAAAAACUCCGAACAUGGACAUACCGUUUAGAAACGAAAUUCCCAAUUUGACUAAAAAAGCUGAGAAAUUAAGGCAGAAACUUAAUAGAGUCACUGUAUCUGACGUUUUGGAGAAGAUAAACGUUCAAUGUGAAAUAGUCAUCAGGCCGGAGAGACAGUUAAAAACGACAAUGCGUUUCCAAUUUUUGCCACAUUCGCAAUACAAGACACAGUACGCUGUGAAACCGCCGCAAAUUAUAAAGCACAUGCAGCAAAAGUUCUUUGAUGAGAUGUUUUCGAUAGUGAGGAAACAGGCUAAGGCGACCUGUGGUGUGGUUUGGUCGGCUGAGAAGCCUAAGAAAAGGGCCAAACUGAAUGACGACGAUGAAGAUGAAGGAAACGAUGCUCCGGUCGCAGAAACAGAAAACAAUAUUGACGUAGAGAGUUCCGACGACGAAGCGCCAAACGAAGACGAUGAUAACACUGACGCCAAAAUCCGGCAAAAGAGAUCAGAAGAACAGGAAUAUGAAGAUCCUGAAUCGGGUGAGGAAGAGAAAUCUGACGAUGAAAUUGAAUUAACUGAUGAACAAGGCAAAGAGAAAGACGAUUUAGACGCGACUACCGCAGAGAAAACUUUCUCAGCGGAAACUAGCAAGAUCAUGUCAGACGUAGUCGACAGCAUAAAAAAUGCCACUAACUAUAGCUUCGAUACGAAACACCAUAAGUGGUGUGAACUGACAGUACUAUUUCCAAUAGCAUUCUUAAGAGUUGAUCUUUCGCAGGCACUUCGCGAAACAGCUAUGAAGUCAGUUAUUCACGAAAUAAAGAACAUAAAACGCGCAAUCACGAACAAAGAGAAAGAUGUUUUGUUCCUAAAGACAGAGGGUAUCAAUAUCCUGCAAAUGUUUAAACACGAUCACCUCUUGGACUUGAACAAAUUAUACAGCAAUGAUAUACAUGCGAUGGCCAGAACCUACGGCAUCGAAGCAGCUAACAAAGUGAUAAUAAAAGAAAUACAGAAUGUAUUUAAUGUUUACGGUAUUCAGGUGGACCCGAGGCAUUUGACCCUAAUAGCAGAUUACAUGACAUACAAUGGAGUGUUUGAACCGAUGAGCAGAAAAGGAAUGGAGGCGUCGUCAUCGCCGCUUCAACAAAUGUCUUUUGAAUCCUCAUUGAUAUUCUUGAGAGAGGCUGUACUGAACUCCAAGAAGGAUAACAUACGUUCGGCGUCAAGUUGCUUGAUGUUGGGGCAACCUUGUAGGAGUGGAACAGGGUCAUUUAGUUUGCAACACUAUAACAAAUUUAUUAGUUAA